AUGGCACCCCAACUCAAUAACGUGUACAUCCUUGGGGUCGGAAUGACGAAGUUUAUGAAGCCCAAGUCGCAGAAUGACUACACCGAGAUGGGCCUGGAAGCUGGUACCAAAGCUCUGCUUGAUGCUCACAUCACCUACGACAGCGUUGACAGAGCCAUCGCUUGUUACUGCUACGGUGACAGUACUUGCGGCCAGCGUACUUUUUAUCAAUUUGGAAUGACUGAGAUCCCUAUCGCCAAUGUCAACAACAACUGUGCUACUGGCUCCACGGGAAUGGCUAUGGCCCGAGACUACAUUCAACACGGCGCUGCGGACUGUGUUAUGGUUCUCGGGUUCGAGAAGAUGGCCCCAGGCAGCUUGAAAAGCAAUUUUGCCGAUCGCAUUAACCCGCUAGACCUCGUGACCCAGAUGAUAAAGGAAGUGUACCCGGCGACUACGAAGGCACCUUUCGCCCUUCAAAUGUUUGCAAACGCAGCACGCGAAUAUAUUGAAAAACAUGGAGCGACACCUCGAGACUUCGCCGAAAUCGCCCGGGUGAAUCGAGAGCAUUCCUUGAAGAACCCUUAUUCCCAAUUCCACGACGCUUAUUCCUUGGAGGAGAUCGAAAAAUCGACUAUUGUUUUCCCUCCUCUCACCAAGCUUCAGUGCUGUCCAACUAGUGAUGGUGCAGCAUCCGCGAUUAUUGUCUCCGAGCGUUUUCUCAAUACCAGACCCCACCUGAGGUCACAGGCAAUUAAGAUUGUCAGCCAGGCCCUUGUCACUGAUAGCCCGCAGUUGUACAGUGGCUCUGCUAUUGACGUGGUUGGCUAUGGCAUGGCUCAAUCAGCAGCCCGUAAGGCCUUUGCGGAGGCCUCUUUGAGCAUAAAAGACGUCAAAGCCAUUGAGCUGCAUGAUUGCUUUUCUAGCAACGAAAUGCUAUUGAUUGAUGCACUUGGGUUAUCCGCUCCUGGAAAAGCUCACCAAUAUGUGAGAGAUGGUCAACUCACUCACGGAUCUAAAUCUGCUGUUAUAAAUCCUUCCGGUGGCCUGCUGUCCAAAGGACACCCCCUUGGUGCAACUGGAAUCGCUCAAUGUGCGGAGCUGACUUGGCAGCUUCGAGGGUGGGCAAAUAAUCGUUUGAUUCCUAUCGAGUCAGGACACAUUGCUCUACAGCAUAACUCUGGACUUGGUGGAGCAUGUGUCGUUACGCUGUUGGCCAGAGCUGAUGGGGAGCGAAACACUGCUAUCGACUCCUCUGAGAUUGGACACCUCUCUGGCCUAGGUUAUAACCCUGCGACUGAGGCUCGAGGUGUAACAUUCGAUCAGCUGGAAAGAGUUCGAUCAAAGCAAUUUACCGACUGGGCUUUGAAGAAGCCCAAAGAAGAAAACUCGAAAGCAAGUCUUUAG
Messenger RNA from Penicillium longicatenatum, 1386 nucleotides. RefSeq names its product sterol carrier protein 2. Lineage: Eukaryota; Fungi; Ascomycota; Eurotiomycetes; Eurotiales; Aspergillaceae. The transcript has a single exon. Gene Ontology annotation, molecular function: acyltransferase activity, transferring groups other than amino-acyl groups. Bases 1 to 1386 code for a protein of 461 amino acids. The record is from RefSeq and is a predicted model, not a curated record.